This is a messenger RNA of Metarhizium brunneum ARSEF 3297, 399 nucleotides long. RefSeq lists its product as uncharacterized. Lineage: Eukaryota; Fungi; Ascomycota; Sordariomycetes; Hypocreales; Clavicipitaceae. The record is from RefSeq and is a predicted model, not a curated record.
AUGCGCUUCUUCACGCCGAGCAUCGCCGCCGGGGCCGUGUUCCUGGCUAGCGCCGCCUGGGCACAGCCCGUCGAGCAGACGGCGCGCGCCAGCAUGCAGGAACGCGCUGCCGGCGGCGGCGGCGGCGGCCUGGCCACGAUCCUCGCCGACCACGUCAAGUACGUCUCCAACCCCGCGAGCGCCAAGGACCCCAUACCGCCAGAAGAGGACAAUGCCGCCCGCGAGGCUCAUCGCUCGGUUCACGCGGCGCUCUUUGACGCCAUCGGCGGAGGAGGAGGCGCCGGCGGUCAAAAAGGUGCUGCUGGAGGUGCUGCUGGAGCUGGUGCUGCUGCUGGAGCGGGUGGUCGAGGCGGCGGCAAGGGCAAGGCUGCCGGAGAUAAAGGCGCAAAGGAGCAAUAA